AAACCCCCUUUGUUUUUUUUGUUUUUUUUCAGUUCCUCCAUUUCAUGGACACGCGGCUCGGUCAGGUGGAUCAACUUGAAAAUGGUGUAUAAUGUUGUAUUUCAGGACGGGGUCAACAUGGAUUUAUCUGGUGCUUUUGUUUUUCCCCAACAUUAACGCAAUAAGGGUCAUUGGUCGGGAUGUGACUGUGACAGCAGGAGAUGAUGCAGAAUUGUUCUGUCAAGUGGUGGAGACAGCAGAGACUCUAACAAGUAUUAGGUGGCAAAGACGAACAAAGGAAAAGCCAACAAAUACAGAUAUUCUGACGAUCACUUCAGGUGGCAGAGAACAUAUAAACGGAUUGAGGGAUCGGGUAAAAUUCACAGCGAACUUCACACGAAUGAACGGAUCAAUUCUUCUAAGUAAUGUUACUGUUUUAGAUGAAGGAAUCUACACCUGCAUCUUCAGUGUGUUUCCAAAUGGACCUUAUAAAACAGAAGUUCAUCUCAUGGCACAAGUUCCUCCGGUUGUCAGUGUGAGCGCUGAUCCUCCUGCUGUUGCUGGUGAUGCUGAUGUGGUUUUAGCGACCUGCACUGCAUCCAACGCAAAGCCUGCAGCAGAAGUGUCAUGGAGUCUGGGUGUUUUAAAUAACUCAGUGAAAGUACAAAACACUGUCAUUGUGGACUCUGAAGGAAGAUACACUGUUAAAAGCAGCCUGAUUGUAAAUGCUUCCAAAGAUCUAAACCAGAAGAAUGUUCAGUGUGUAGUUACACACCCUGGUCUGAAGGACAAACUGGAACUGAGUUACACAUUGAAUGUUCACUAUCCUCCUCAGGUGGUUAAAAUUAUUUCAGCAGGUGAUCAAGGGGAAACUCGUGAAUUUCAGUGUGAAGCAGAUGCUAAUCCAAAACCUACAAACUUCACCUGGAGCAGAUAUUUUCCAGUGAACGAGACUCUUUCCAGCGGUGUUAAUAGCAGACUGAUGAUUCAGCUGACCCCUGACAGUAACGGCCUUUAUUACUGUGAGGCAUCUAACCAGUAUGGGAAAUCUGUAGGUUCCUUCUACCUGUUUUUUAAACCAUAUACAGAAUCCAAAACCUGCUGGACUCUGUACAUCAUAACCGUCAUUGCUGGAGUUUGCUGUUUUCUCAUUUUGAAGUUUAAUUUGUUUCAGCAUUUUAUAAAAAGACUGCAGUGCAUUAUUCUACUGGGACCGUACCUUGCCAUGAUGGAGGGGCUUAUUCUCCUUCAAGAUGAGGAGAAACUAAAUGGGUCCUGUAGGUUUUGUAACCUAACGAUCCAGUUUGGGGCUCCAUCUUUCCACAUGUCAAUAUUAAAGGCGAUCAUAACAUCAUCAGCAAUAAGGAUCAUUGGUCGGGAUGUGACUGUGACAGCAGGAGAUGAUGCAGAAUUGUUCUGUCAAGUGGUGGAGACAGCAGAGACUCUAACAAGUAUUAGGUGGCAAAGACGAACAAAGGAAAAGCCAACAAAUACAGAUAUUCUGAUUAUCACUUCAGGUGGCAAACAGGAAUAUAUAAACGGAUUGAGGGAUCGGGUAAAAUUCACAGCGAACUUCACACGAAUGAACGGAUCAAUUCUUCUAAGUAAUGUUACUGUUUUAGAUGAAGGAAUCUACACCUGCAUCUUCAGUGUGUUUCCAAGUGGACCUUAUGAAACAGAAGUUCGUCUCACGGUACAAGUUCCUCCGGUUGUCAGUGUGAGCGCUGAUCCUCCUGCUGUUGCUGGUGACACUGAUGUGAUUUUAGCGACCUGCACUGCAUCCAACGCAAAGCCUGCAGCAGAAGCAUCAUGGAGUCUGGGUGUUUUAAAUAACUCAGUGAAAGUACAAAAUACUGUCACUGUGGACUCUGAAGGAAGAGCCACUGUUAAAAGCAGCCUGAUUGUAAAUGCAUCUGUAGAUCUAAACCAGAAGAAUGUUCAGUGUGUAGUUACACACCCUGGUCUGAAGGAGAAACUGGAACUGAGUUACACAUUGAAUGUUCACUAUCCUCCUCAGGUGGUUAAAAUUAUUUCAGCAGGUGAUCAAGGGGACACUCGUGAAUUUCAGUGUGAAGCAGAUGCUAAUCCAAAACCUACAAACUUCACCUGGAGCAGAUAUUUUCCAGUGAAAAAGACUCUUUCCAGCGGUGUUAAUAGCAGACUGAUGAUUCAGCUGACCCCUGACAGUAACGGCCUUUAUUACUGUGAGGCAUCUAACCAGUAUGGGAAAUCUGUAGGUUCCUUCUACCUGUUUUUUAAACCAUCUACAGAAUCCAAAACCUGCUGGACUCUGUACAUCAUAACCCUCAUUGCUGGGGUUUGCUGUUUUCUCAUUUGGAAGUUUAAUUUGUUUCAGCAGUUUAUAAAAAGACUGCAGUAAGUUUGAACAUUUUACCAGUCUAGUAGUGAGAGCAGAUUAUAAGCAUAUAAAGAGUUGUUAAAGUGAGUUGUGGGUGGGAUAUAUUAGGCAGCAAGUCAACAUUUUGUCCUCAAAGUUGAUGUGUUAGAAGCAGGAAAAAUGGACAUGCGUAAGGAUUUGAGCGAGUUUGACGAAGGGCCAAACUGUGAUGGCUAGACGUCUGGAUCAGAGCAUCUCCAAAACUGCAGCUCUUGUGGGGUGUUCCCGGUCUGCAGUGGUCAGUAUCUAUCAAAAGUGGUCCAAGGAAGGAACAGUGGUGAACCGGCGACAGGAUCAUGGAUGGUCAAUGGAUCCGAUCCAACAGACGAGCUACUGUUGCUCAGAUUGCUGAAGACGUUAAUGCUGGUUCUGAUAGAAAGGUGUCAGAAUACACAGUGCAUCCCAGUUUGUUGCGCAUAGCCGCAGACCAGUCAGAGUGCCCAUGCUGACCCCUGUGCACCACCGAAAUCACCAACAAUGGGCACUUGAGCAUCAGAACUGGACCACGGAGCAAUGGAAGAAGGUCUGAUGAAUCACGUUUUCUUUUACAUCAUGUGGAUGGCCGGGUGCAUGUGCGUUGCUUACCUGGGGAACAUGUCAGCUAAAAAUAAAAAUUUUUAAAGACAUUUUAGGGGAUUUUAGUUUGGGUAAACUCUACUGUUAAUCUCACUCAUGAGCUGAUCACUGACUAUUACUUUUGAAGGAAGUGAAAGAGUUGAACUUGAUUCAUCAGAUAAAAUAAUAAUAAGAACAUGCAUUAUACUUUGAGGUCAUUAGGGUGGUGGUGUGUCCACGCCAGCAGCAAAGCAGCAAACAGAUCCCCAGUGCCCACAAACACAACAUCUACUUUGGGAAUGUCCAUUCGGAUCCUUUGCCUCUCUUUACUGCCAUUUGCUGUUACUGAAAUGUGCAAACACAAAUCAGAGUUGGCCAUUGGCAACAUGGAAAUACAAACAAGACCUUAUUGGAGACUAUGAAUACAGUUAUGUCAGCAAACGCUCCAUCUGUGACCCAUGCUUUUCAGACAGUAAACAGACAUUAUAAAGUAUUUUUAGUGUUAUUAAAGAUAGGAAGCAAAUUCAAUUCAAUUUAUUUUUGUACAGCGCUAUUAACAAAGAGCAUUGUCUCAAAACAGCUUUACAUGAGAAACAACAAACAUAUAAACAGGCAAACAGACAAACAGUCCUAGAUGUUAUCCCAAGUGAGCAAGCCUGAGGUGACUGAGGCGACUGUGGCAAGGAAAAACUCCCUUAGAUGGUAAGAGGAAGAAACCUUGAGAGGACCCAGACUCAAAAGGGAACCCAUCCUCAUUUGGGUGACAGUUGUGUGAUGCCGAUACAGCAUCUGUAGAAUGUUAUGUAAAUCAAUAAGGAGGUUGUUGUCCACAGCGCUGCUUUUAUUUCUUAUUUUUAAAUAGCUUGAAAAAACUAGUUGUGGACAGUACACCACCAGGCCACUAGCUUUGGUAGUAGUCUUAGGUAAAGUAAACUUUAUCUUAAUGAAUCCAGAGAAAUAAAAUCUUACAGAUUAAAAAACAUUAUAGCCACUAAAUUAUGUCCACCAAAAAAUUAAGCCACCAAGCAAAGAUGGAUUGAACAACCACCUUAAUAUAAAUUUCAACAUCCGUGGGGAAUAGAACGGUUUAAAUGCUAAUACAUGCCUUGAUACUUCAUUAAAACAUAAAAUGCAAAAAAACACAAACAAAACAAAAUGCUACUUUGAGAAAGGACUCUGCUUUUAUAGCGCGCCUUAUGUUCUUUAAUCUGGAAUAGUUUUAUUUUCCAAACAUUCCUGCGCUCUUUAGAUGUGUUUUUAGACAUCGCAAACUAAUCUUUACGCCAUGAUAAGCCAUCAGUAUGUCGAAAAUUGUGGCAUAUGAAUGUCCUUCCUCAAAGUAGCAUUGAAUGAAUUCCAUUUUCUUAUAAAUAUA
Messenger RNA from Hemibagrus wyckioides, 4307 nucleotides. RefSeq names its product hemicentin-2-like. Bases 92 to 2359 code for a protein of 755 amino acids. Gene Ontology annotation, biological process: heterophilic cell-cell adhesion; homophilic cell-cell adhesion. Gene Ontology annotation, cellular component: adherens junction. The transcript is spliced from 12 exons. The record is from RefSeq and is a predicted model, not a curated record. NCBI's taxonomy places the organism in Eukaryota, Metazoa, Chordata, Actinopteri, Siluriformes, Bagridae.